This is a messenger RNA of Cylicocyclus nassatus, 1149 nucleotides long. NCBI's taxonomy places the organism in Eukaryota, Metazoa, Nematoda, Chromadorea, Rhabditida, Strongylidae. The record is from the annotation of a GenBank genome assembly.
AUGCGGAGUUCUAUCGUCGUUUCUUCCAGCGCCUGCAGCAGUACCUGCCUGCGGACGCAGCCACGCCCGCGCCGCCUGCUUCGCCCGUACCUGCGACUCCGGAACCUGCACCGGCCAGGCACGGACCAGGGGGUGAGCGUGCGCGGCAGGUUGAUCGGCAUGGCCCUGCUGCUGGUGCCCGUGCUGGGGACGGCGGCCACGCCCGUGGACUGCACGCAGGGCCUGGCUGCAGCGGCUGGGCUGGCGCUUCGAAGAGGCGGCGGUGACCACGCCGCAGGUGCACGGCGGUGCCGUGUGCACGCGCGCCACGUUGGCCGAGGCGCAGGGCGGCGGGCGAUCUACGCGUGCAGUGGCCGGCCGCAAUGCCCGCUGCGGCCCGACAGGCACAAACUGCGGGCAACUGCUGGGACAACCCGGCCACGGUCUGCGCCUAUGCGUUCGAGCUGGGGGGCCGCCACGCAGCGUGCGGCGACCGCAUUGCAGGACAAUCCGACGUUCCGCUUCUCCGGUCCGCAGCUGGGCUGGAUCGGUUUCGGCGUGAAGGGUGCCGGGGGCGCAGGGCUGGCAGCGCACGCGCAGUUUCGGCCGCGCGGCAGCGUGCGUGCCGAAUGUGGCGUCGGCCGUCAGGUCGCGCAGCUGGCCACGCAACGCGAACUGUAUGGCGAUGCUGCGUUCGAUACCGAGUUCAAGCCCGCGGAACUGUCGAUUGGCACGUUCCUGGCGCUGCAUGACACCGACAGCAUCCUGCUGGUGCAAGCGCAGGUGAUUUCUUCGCCGAUGGCAAGGCCGUGCGCACAAUCGAUGAUGGGGCGGCAGGCGUUCGUUGGUGUGCCGGGUUUCAUCGAACAUGUGGUGGGCGAGGGCGCUGCGCAGGCGCUGGCCCUGCACGGCGGGCUGGCCUGGUACGACCAGCGUAAUGCCGAGUUGUGGAAGCUCGCGCAGGACAUCCCGCGCAUCGGCCAGCGCUACUUCGAGCGCCUGCUGUUCGAGCGCGACCCGGACCUGCGCGCACGGCUGGAACCGCGCUACCACGACACGCUGGCACGCAUGGACCAGCUGCUGGACGAUCCGUUCUACCAGCAGUUCGUGAUCUAUGUGCACCCGCGCGGUAUACGUCCCGUCGGCUACCACGUCGCCCCGCCUGCUUGA